This is a messenger RNA of Telopea speciosissima, 732 nucleotides long. RefSeq lists its product as uncharacterized. The coding region runs from base 64 to 690 and encodes 208 amino acids. NCBI's taxonomy places the organism in Eukaryota, Viridiplantae, Streptophyta, Magnoliopsida, Proteales, Proteaceae. The record is from RefSeq and is a predicted model, not a curated record. The transcript is spliced from 2 exons.
UUCCUCUUUCUCUCUCUCUCUCUCUCUCUCUCUCUCUAAACCUUUGUCUUGGCCUUUUUCAACAUGAACGAUUUUGCAGAAGAUAACCACUCCUGCUAUUUCCAUCCUAAGGAAGUGGUUGUAGGUGUAUGUGCAAUUUGCUUGAAAGAGAGACUUCUCAUCUUGGCCUCCUCAAAACAAGGACGUGUUACCCUAAAAAGCACAAAGAAAAUUCGCAGUGUUCACAACAAGAAGCCUUCUAUCACCUUACCAAGGAUAUUUGAUUUGGGUUCCAUCCUCCAUCGCCUUGAAUUCCGGCACCGGAAAUCUGAUCUCUCCGACCGUGAUACCUCAACAAGCCCAGAAGAUUCUUUUAUAUCUAUCAGAUUUGAAGAUAAUGGUAUUGCCUCAUGGGACAAAGGUACAAAUAAUUCUAAGGUCCCUCCUCCUCUUGGAGCCCUCACGAACAUGGAUUACAGCACUCAAAACUUGAAGAAGGAACCAAGGGUGGUUAAAAGUGUUGUAGAACAUGCAAAACCUCAGGCCAUGAUGAGGUGGCGAAAGCGGAUUGGUCACUUGUGCCAACUUAUCCGAUGGAAAAGGUCCAGCAAGGCAAUUAAUGUGUGUCACGGUACUGGUAGUAAGGUGGAAGGAGUUAAAGUCAGUAAAGGUUGGAUAAAGGUUCUGACAAAGAGGAGGACCAUGGAAUAAAUAAAGAGACAUAUAGGAAGGGACACACACAUUACAUUGUUG